GCAUGCAGACCAAGCACACUGCUGAGCAACAUGUUUUGCUGGGAGAUGCCUUCCACUGAUUUUUAUCAGCUCUGCCUUUUUGCAUGCACGCAUUAGCAAUUUGUAACUUUAAUUACUUGAUAUUACGUACAUUUCUGGAUAUAUGUUUUUUAAUUGGAGGACUGAAGCUGCAGCUUGAAGGUGGAUGGGGACAAAAGGAUGGACAGACCUCUGAGCUGUUUGGAGGUUUGCUUCACUGAAAUGCUGAAAUCUCUGUGAGCGCCCUGGACAUCACCAUGGACCAGCUGAGAAUCAGAUUGUUUUGUGUGAUUUUGUGGUUCUGGAUCCAAACAGCAUGGUCUCAAACACACGAAGUGUGUCCUGGUACCCAGAACGGCCUGAGCUCCACCGGCUCUCAGGAGAAUCAGUACAAUCUGAUUAAGGACCGGUAUGACAGCUGUGAGAUCAUCAUGGGAAACCUGGAGAUCACUCAGAUUGAGAGUAACUGGGACUUCUCCUUCCUCAAGACAAUCAGAGAAGUGACUGGUUAUGUCCUCAUCGCGAUGAACCACUUCCAGGAGAUUCCCUUGGGACAGCUGCGGGUCAUCAGAGGGAACAGCCUGUAUGAACGACGCUUUGCGCUCUCUGUUUUCUUCAACUACCCCAAGGAUGGCUCCAACGGCCUUCGGCAGCUAGGGCUGGCAAAUCUGACAGAGAUUCUGGAUGGAGGAGUGCAGAUUAUUAAUAACAAAUACCUGAGUUAUGGCCCAUGGAUUUUCUGGCAGGAUAUCGUACGGGACAACAGCGCUCCUAUUGACAUCCAGCAGAACGGGGAGAGAGGUCCAUGCCACAAGUCUUGUGGAGAUUACUGCUGGGGGCCAAAUAAGGACCAGUGUCAGAUCUUGACUAAGAUGGUGUGUGCUGCACAGUGUAAUGGACGCUGCUUUGGGACGAGCCCCAGGGACUGCUGUCACACAGAGUGUGCAGCGGGAUGCAAGGGCCCUCUGGAUGGGGACUGCUUUGCAUGUCGCCAUUUCAAUGACUCCGGAGCCUGUGUUCCUCAAUGUCCCCAAACACUCAUCUAUAACAAGCAGACAUUUCAAAUGGAGACCAAUCCAAAUGCCAAGUACCAAUAUGGAUCCAUCUGUGUUUCUCAGUGUCCCACUCAUUUUGUGGUGGAUGGCAGCUCCUGUGUGAGUGUCUGUCCUCUGGACAAGACGGAGGUAGAAAGAGAAGGCCAGAGGCAGUGUGAGACCUGCAGUGGACUCUGCCCAAAAGUGUGCGAAGGAACCGGUGAUGAGCACAGACAGACCGUGGACUCCAGCAACAUCGACAGCUUCAUCAACUGCACGAAGAUCCAAGGCAGCCUUCACUUCCUGGUCACGGGGAUCCUUGGAGAUGACUUUAAAAGAAUUCCACCCCUCGAUGCCAAAAAGUUAGACGUGUUCCGCACCGUGAGGGAGAUAACAGAUAUUCUGAACAUCCAGUCAUGGCCCAAAGAGCUGAAUGACCUGUCGGUUUUUUCGAGCCUCACUACGAUUCAAGGAAGGUCGCUUUACAAGCGCUUCUCUCUGAUGGUGAUGCACAUCCCUGCUCUGACCUCACUCGGCCUGCGAUCUCUCCAGGAAAUCAGCGACGGCAGCGUGUACAUCAGUCAGAAUGCCAACCUCUGUUACCACCACACUGUCAACUGGACGCAGCUGUUCCGAGGUCGCAGGGUUCAGGACAACAUCCUCAGCAGCAACAAGAAGCUGGUGGAGUGCGUUGCAGAGGGACGAGUGUGCGACCCGUUGUGCUCUGAUUCAGGUUGCUGGGGCCCUGGACCCGACCAGUGUCUCUCCUGCAGGAACUACAGUCGUGGUGGCACAUGUGUGGAUAGCUGUAACUUUGGAUCUGGAGCUCCGAGGGAAUUUGCGAGGUCCGAUGGAGAGUGUGUUGCUUGUCAUCCAGAAUGCAAACCUCAAAGAAGACAAGUCAGCUGCACAGGACCGGGGGCAGAUGAAUGCAAAGCAUGUGCCAAUCUUCAGGACGGUCCUUACUGCAUGUCCUCCUGUCCCAGUGGAGUGAAUGAUGGACAGAAAGGACUGAUUUUCAAAUAUCCCAGCAAGGAGGGUCACUGUGAGCCAUGUCACCACAACUGCACGCAGGGAUGCUUCGGCCCAGGGUUAAAUGACUGUUUGGAGGCGGUGAGGAUGACAGUCAGCAGUGGUCAGAUCACCUGUAUAGUGUUAGGGGUCCCGGCGGCACUGAUUAUCUGCCUGGCGUUGUUUUUCCUGGGAGUGUUGUACCACAGAGGCCUCGCCAUCCGUCACAAGAGAGCCAUGAGGCGCUACCUGGAAAGUGGAGAGAGCUUUGAGCCUCUGGGUCCAGGAGAAAAAGGCACCAAAGUUCAUGCUCGUAUUCUGAAGCCCUCCGAGCUGAAAAAGAUCAAACUCCUCGGUUUUGGGGUUUUUGGCACAGUGCACAAGGGCUUUUGGACUCCAGAGGGAGAGACAGUGAAGAUCCCCGUGGCCAUUAAGACCAUCCAAGACAGCUCAGGUCGACAGACCUUCACUGAGAUCACUGAUCAUAUGUUGUCCAUGGGCAGCAUGGACCAUCCCUACAUUGUUAGGUUGCUGGGAAUCUGCCCUGGAACGACUCUGCAGCUGGUGACCCAGCUCAGUUCUUAUGGUUCCUUACUAGAGCACAUCAGACAGCACAAGAACAACCUCGACCCUCAGCGCCUCCUCAACUGGUGUGUGCAGAUUGCUAAGGGUAUGUUUUAUCUGGAGGAACACUGCAUAGUCCACAGGAAUCUGGCUGCCCGUAACGUUCUGCUGAAGAACGACUAUCAGGUCCAGAUCUCGGACUACGGUGUGGCAGAUCUCCUUUAUCCAGACGAUAAGAAAUAUGUCUACUCAGACACAAAGACGCCUAUAAAAUGGAUGGCACUAGAAAGCAUCUUGUUCCGAAGAUACACUCAUCAAAGUGAUGUUUGGAGUUACGGGGUGACGGUGUGGGAGAUGAUGUCAUUCGGGGCGGAGCCAUACGUGUCUGUGCAGCCUCAGGACGUGCCGAGCGUUCUGGAGAAGGGCGAACGUCUCUCACAGCCCCACAUCUGCACCAUCGACGUUUACAUGGUCAUGGUUAAAUGCUGGAUGAUUGAUGAAAAUAUAAGGCCAACCUUCAAAGAGCUGGCCAGUGACUUUACCCGGAUGGCAAGAGACCCACUGAGAUACCUUGUUAUCAAGCAGGAAGGAGACGAUGCCGUACCCGGGGAAAUCCAUCGCAGAGAGUCCGAACGAGGACUCCUGGAUGCAGAUUUGGAGGACCCAGAUGAGYUGGGGCUAGAUGACGGUUUGGCGACACCUCCUCUUCAGCACUCUCCAUCCUGGAGUCUGUCACYUUCACGGAUUAAUUCAUACAGGAGCGGCACAUCUCAGACUGGGCCGGUCGGAUACCUGACGAUGACUCCGAGUCCCGUGGAUAGCAUCCGCCAGCUGUGGUUUCGCAGGUCUCGUCUGAGCUCGGUGCGGACGCUGCCUGAGAGGUCAGAGUUCAGAGCGGGUGUCAGGGAAGCAGAGGUGCGCGAGGAGGGCUUACAAACCAGAAGCCUUCACCGGAGCAGGCUGGGCUCAGAGAAGAGUCAUCCCCGUGCAGCCAGCAGCCGACCCAGGAAGCUGUCCACAGCCUCGAGUCCYUCCUCGUACAAGGUGUGGACGGCAGAGGAAGAGGAAGAGUUGGAUCACUAUGGCUACGUUCUGCCUGGGUCACCUGGAACACCCGAAAGAGCCUCCAGAAUAUCUCGAUCUGGCAAAAGAAACACAAGCCAGAAGAAUAAUCUUAGACUCAUGCUGUCAACCCCCUCCCAGGAAUAUGAAACUAUGAACACAGAGUCAAACGUUCCUACAUGCUCCCCGCUAUUGCAAGGAGACGACACACUAAUCGCAUUUUGUCAUAAAGUCACACCUCUACCUUCUCCGACUCUCAUGGAUUUGUCACUCACAGAAAACCCACAACAGACUCCAAUCUGUGCUGAUCACGAGGCUCGUGAAGGAGCUGCAGGAGAGCAAAGAGACUUGGCCGAGAAACAUCAGCUUAUCAGCGUCUGCACCGGUGCGAUCAAAGGUACGGAUGACCAAGCAGAGGUAGGCCAAGGGAUUGGCAGGUAUGAAUACAUGGAUAUCCGGCGCUCUGACUCUUCGGAGGGAGGCGACCCAGAGUUGCAAAGAAGUUGGAGUGAAACGUCUGUGAUAUCUGCAGCAGAGACGUGGGACACAGAAGAUGUAGUGGGAGUGGUGAGAGAAGAGCAAAAGGGGCAAGAGGCUGAAAAUCAUCACAACACAGAUGAAACGACCCCUCUGCAGGGGAGUCUGAGCAGUAUGCCUGGACCAGAUGUGCUGACAGCUGGAGGAGGAGAGSUGGAGGAGUACGAGGAGAUGACUGGAUUAGGAGAAGUGCCCGAUGGGUGGGGGCACACAGAAUACGAGAACCUCCCAGCGAAGGAGAGGGUUGCUCCCGAGGAGGUGGGCGGUGCCAGGUGCGCUUUGAUUGAGGAGUACAUCAAGGUGUGCGCUGGCGUGGGGGAGCCUGGCAGCAGCACAUCGUUUGACAACCCAGACUACUGGCACAGCCGGCUGUUCCUCAAGCCAGAUGCUGUUCGCACCUAAUAAGUCUGUCAGGGACAGAGACACAAACUCAAGUUUCUGUCAAAGUUUGUGGUUUUGUAAUGUUUUUCACCUACUUUCUGGGUUAUUUGUUUCCUCAAACAUUAAAAAAGUCUGAAUAUUAAACGUCACAUUUUUCAAACCAA
This is a messenger RNA of Austrofundulus limnaeus, 4771 nucleotides long. It is a transcript of the gene erbb3b, whose product is annotated as erb-b2 receptor tyrosine kinase 3b. Gene Ontology annotation, biological process: positive regulation of cell population proliferation; cell surface receptor protein tyrosine kinase signaling pathway; positive regulation of kinase activity. Bases 276 to 4628 code for a protein of 1450 amino acids. The transcript has 29 exons. The record is from RefSeq and is a predicted model, not a curated record. Lineage: Eukaryota; Metazoa; Chordata; Actinopteri; Cyprinodontiformes; Rivulidae. Gene Ontology annotation, cellular component: basal plasma membrane; signaling receptor complex; plasma membrane. Gene Ontology annotation, molecular function: protein tyrosine kinase activity; neuregulin receptor activity; neuregulin binding.